AUGGCCAUGGGGUUGUAUCUUCUAUUGCUGAGCUUCUCUCUCCUUCCACCUGUCUUCUCAACAUACCACAUCACCCUCACUAAAUCCUACGGUCUCGCAAUUACGGAUGGAAAUCGUACUAUCGUUAAUAAUUCAGUCAUCUUAGCUGGGAGUCAAAAUACAACAGCCAGCGCACUCAGAAAUAAUACACAACAACUUUCCUACAGCUUCAUCACUCCCACUGUAGCAAAGGUCCAGCUCAACACUACAUACCCUUUCCUUGGUGCGCGAUUUACUACAGCCACUUCCUCGCACUUCUAUGGCGUAUGGGAAUAUCCAUUUUCCGCGCAAAUCACGAACAAAAAUGUUUCAUUUGACUUAAAAGGGGUGGGCAAUGCAGAAGGGAUAAACUGGUCAAAUGCACGCGCUCCAUUUUUCAUCACCAGCGCAGGCUACGGGGUAUAUGCGGACACGCUAGGAAUGGGAUCAUAUGAUUUCAAGACGCCAGGGGAAGCGCAGUUCAUUUUCAAUACCAGCAAUCUGUCCUACUAUAUAAUUCUCCCGAAGAGCGAGGGGGACUAUAAAAGUAUCAUCGAGCAGUACACGGCACUGAGCGCCAGGCCUGGAAUGCCACCAACAUCCGGUCUUGGCCCGACUUUCUGGUCUGAUGACUUCGAGCAAGACUUCCAUGGUACCGUUUCUAACGCCCAGGAAAACUUUUACGACGUAGUAAACCAUCUAUAUUACAACCAGAUCCGCGCAACAUCUAUGUUUGCAGACCGUCCUUAUGGCACCGGAAACCGCUCCUUUGGAAACUUCGACUUCGACCCGAAGUUUUAUCCAGAUCCAGAGGGCUUCAUCGCGAAUCUAAGUGACUGGGGAUUCGACUUCCAGGUCUGGAUCGCAAACCGCGCAUUCUUCAAAACCGAGCUCUUCAACACCUCACAGACAAACAACUGGCUGUUCCCCGGCGUCGACCCCGUUCAAUUCCUCGGUCCGGCACUCAAUCUCAGCAUCCCUGCUGCUUACGAUUACUUCAAGAAGAGCUUGGAGUAUUUCCCUAGCGUAGGAGUGAAGGGAUAUAAAAUUGAUAGAGGUGAAGAAGAAGAAAUGCCCGUUUGGGAACAAAACUUCCAGAUGACACUCUUCCUCCAACUCGCCUACGACACCAUGAUCAAGCGUUGGGGGAAGAGUAACUUCUACAAUUUUGCUCGUAGCGCUGUAGAUCGUUCGCGUGCUCGCACCGCGAUUUGGAAUGGAGACUCGCAUGCGAAUUUCACAGGCCUUGCUUAUUCGGUUGCUUCCGGGAUCCGCUCUGGUAUCAUUUCAUUUCCAAUAUGGGGCUCUGAUACAGGAGGUUAUACUAGAGAGACGGGAAGCACCCAGAGCCCGACCGAGGAGGUUUGGGCAAGAUGGAUGUGGUUUUCUGCAUUCUCGCCCGUGUACGAAUUUAUGCUAGGAACAAACCACACACCUUGGUACUCACCUUACACCAACUCGACCCAAACAGUCGACGUCCUUAAGCAAACAGCAAAUCUACAUUCUGAACUGAUUCCGUACAUCAAGAGCUAUGCAUACGCAGCCAGCAAAUCGGGCGCGCCAAUAAUGCGCGCGUUAUUCCUAGAAGCCCCGCAGGACAAAAAUACCUGGGAGAUUAACGACCAGUAUUUCUUCGGUGCAGAAUUCCUAGUCGCCCCCAUUGUUUCGUCUGGCGGCACACGAACUGUGUAUUUCCCGGCCGGCGGGUCGAAGAAAUAUCUUGAAUACUUUGGCAAAAAGGAUAUCCACGCAGUAGGUGAUACAGCCCGUGUCACGCUCAGCGUUUCCUCGUCUCCGGUGUAUGUGACCCAGGGUGCGAUUAUCCCUCGCGGAGACGUGUAUCAAGGAAAUGCGAGGUGGAUCGAUAAUUGGAGUCCGAAGUUAACGGUGGAGGUGUUUCCCAGUUUUGAGGUUAAGGAGUCGAGAUUUACAUAUUUCAAGGGAGAGGGUGCAGAUGGGGAGGGUGUGGAGAUCAAGAUGACGACCAAUACCUCCGGGAAAAGUCUGAAGGUAACAUAUGGGGACUUAGGUGCAACAGGAACUGUGAGGGUAUAUCUUAAGAGCGGAGUAAAAGACGUGGAAUUGCAGGAGGGAGGAGGGGAGGCAAAGCUUGAUGGGGUUGAAUGCCUGUUCUAGCUGCAUCACCCUUUUGCUUGCCGUAACUCGUUCAAAAUCUGUAUCCCAACACCUCAGAGAAUGGAUCUUAAUCGAAGGACAUG
Messenger RNA from Lindgomyces ingoldianus, 2237 nucleotides. RefSeq lists its product as uncharacterized. The transcript has a single exon. NCBI's taxonomy places the organism in Eukaryota, Fungi, Ascomycota, Dothideomycetes, Pleosporales, Lindgomycetaceae. The record is from RefSeq and is a predicted model, not a curated record. Bases 1 to 2154 code for a protein of 717 amino acids. Gene Ontology annotation, molecular function: carbohydrate binding; hydrolase activity, hydrolyzing O-glycosyl compounds. Gene Ontology annotation, biological process: carbohydrate metabolic process.